Malassezia restricta is the source of this 2430-nucleotide messenger RNA. Its product is annotated as fungal Zn(2)-Cys(6) binuclear cluster domain protein. Gene Ontology annotation, biological process: regulation of DNA-templated transcription. The record is from RefSeq and is a predicted model, not a curated record. The transcript has a single exon. Gene Ontology annotation, molecular function: zinc ion binding; DNA-binding transcription factor activity, RNA polymerase II-specific. Lineage: Eukaryota; Fungi; Basidiomycota; Malasseziomycetes; Malasseziales; Malasseziaceae. The coding region runs from base 1 to 2430 and encodes 809 amino acids.
AUGGAAGAACUGGACUUUCUUGAUUCUCAAAAGCUUCAAGCGCAUUCUAUGACGAGUACAUCGACGGACUCGGACGCCGCCACUCAACCGCCACCGCGUAAGAGAACCAAGGCGCAUAGCUGCAAUUCCUGCCGCCGAAGAAAACUCAAAUGCGAUCGUGGGUGGCCUUGUGGUGCGUGCAGAGACAGAAAUGAAGCGCACCUGUGCACAUGGCAAGAAGGUGUCGUGCCAGAGCGUGUUGGGCGGGAUGCACCCGACAACAUGAUGCUGAUUCAGCGCAUGGCAUCGCUUGAAUCCAAAUUCGAUGCUCUUUUGGACAAGAUCGAUCGAAUGGGAGACAGUAAGUCUGGCAAAGAAUUGAGUACUGUACAGAGCGAGACGCAUAAUUUGGAAGAGAUGCAGUCGAAUAGCAUCUCCGACGCAUCCUUCAUGCUCAGCAUGUUUCUACAACCGACCGAUUUGGCACAGCGCAGGCGCGUCCUAUCAAGAAUGUUGCUAAAUACUCCCAACAUUAAGCUUUUGGCCUCAAUUCUCGACUCGUUCAAUGGGCAAAUGCACUGGAUCAGUUGUAUUGUGGACAAAAAAUGUGUCGAGGCCUACCUGAACGAUGUUGUGCUUCUCCAAAAUGAGGUGAUGCACAAGAAAGAUUUUGUGGAAAAGCUCAAUAAAGAUGAACUUACGCGAUACAUAUAUUCAGUGUCGUCCUGUUUGGCCAUUUGCUCCCUUUCGCUAGUCAUUUCGCGAGACACGAAACUAGACAUUCUGCGCAAUGACAAAGAUUCGCUCCCCUUGUUUCAGCGCUACAUUCGUGAGUCUCUUAUUGGCCUUUCGUCAUUACCCGUGCUGGACGAGCCCAAUAUCAACUUUGUCAUCAUCAUGGUCACCCUGGUGUGCUGUUUGGGCUUUUCCCGGUCGCCAGGCAUGGCCAGUUGUUUGAUUGGACACGCGGUUCAAGUGGCAUUUUUACUCGACAUGGAUGUAGAGCCGCCUCCCGACAUGCCAUUUGAAGAGGCUUCGAGGAGUGUGCAGGUAUACUGCGUCCUUUGUACGCAAGACUGGUUCGCGACCAUGACAAUCAAGCGGUACCCGCUGAUUCCCUUCGACAAGGAACGUUUUCCCUCCAUCUUUGGUACCACAGAACAGCGAUCUAAGUAUUUGACACCAUACCAGCAACUCAAGUUCAAACUGGCGCACUUGUACUGCCGUUCAUCGCCACUCAUGAUGCCAAGGGCAGAGAAUUACGCCUACAUUUGCCAGCUGCACGAUGAGGCCAUGGAAAUUUUGUCGGUGCUGCCCAGCAUGUGGCCCUCUACAAGUGAUCAUGCCGUGAAUAUGUUCGAGUCGUCCGAGAACUUGCAUCGCAUGAUCGGGUUAGGUGCUGUGCAUUACCUCUUACUGCGCAUUCACCUGCCUUUUUACAUGCGUGGCUGGAAUGAUUCGAACUACGUCACGUCGCGUGAGACGUGUUACAGUAGUGCCCGGAAUCUGCUGCACUUAUUCCGUCAAGCGUUCAGCUGGAAAGUCGGCAAGUCACAGAAUGGCGAUCCAUCCGAGACGCUUGUCCCUGACGAUGUUUCUGUGCCAGCGCGCAUGUGGUACUUUAGUCACUGGUGCACAGCUGCCGCACUUCUACUGUUGAAACAUCUGGCCAUGCUACAUGAGCGCAGUGGUCAGCAGAGUUGGGAUCAUGAGCGCGAGUGUAUCGUGGUGGAUCUGUGCAUCAUGAGCCGCCUUUUUCAAUAUCUUUCGUCUAUAUCGAGUUUUGCUCGAGAAGGCUACGAUGCCAUGCAACGUGUAGCGUCGCAUGCGCUCCACAAUGAUCAUGAGGCCAAACCUUUAUCAGGCGAGAAUUGUGUUACGCACUGGGCAGAUCGUAUCAUGCCCAGCAGGACGGGCUCGCCUUCCUUCGAACCCAUGUCGGUUCUAAGCACACUGUCUAAGCGCAACGAGUUCAAGUACAUUCCUGAUAAGGGCCAAGAAAGGCCGGCUUCCAACAGCGGCUCAAGCGAUUCCUCGCUCAGCUCUGCGGUUUAUCCUCCCACUCAAAGUCCUGGCUUCUCCACGCCCUCCAAGUCGGUGUCCGAUUCCACGUCGCCGUCCGUGUCUGAUGAAGAGCUCGACACGUUUUGGGCGAAGUUUGUGGGGUCUACGUCCAAGCAGGGAUCGAUGAUCAACCCUCUAUCCUUGGAUAUGAAUGCUUCAUCCGGAUUGCCCGAGCCGUCUGCAUUCUUGAUGCAGUCCCAUCAUUCAGCCCCUGUGCGCGUGGAUCCUGAUAUGGCCCUUAUGUUCCAGCAGGAAUUUACCGAGUCUGACCCUUUGCACCUAAAUUCGAGUACAAUUACGCCAUUCACGGACGACUUCUUGCGCUCCAUGGAUCUUUCUUUCGCUCUGGACCCAAGUCCUGCCACGGUACCUAUUCCCCAGACAUGA